AUGAUCACAAACGGAAACUACAUAAUAGCAUGGGACACCAUCACCAAGCGGUACUCGAAUGAAUAUUUGCUGAAGAAGCGCCAUCUUCAGGCAUUGAUGGAAUUCCCAAGGAUCGAGAAGGAGUCGGCUGGGCGAAUACAUGGACUGGUGGACGAGUUCGAUCAACGGCUGAAGAUUUUGAAGCAGCUGGGCGAAAAGACGGAGCACUGGGGAUCGAUGAUCAUCCAUUGGAUGUGUUCAAAGCUGGAUGCGCAUACUCUGCAGCUAUGGGAGGAUCACGCUGCAUCGUUACGGGAACCUACGUUCGCGGUAUUGGUGGACUUUCUGGAGAAAAGAACGAGGGUUUUGGAAGCUGUGUUAUCCAACACCAUCAAUCACGGCUCUGCUCAUCCCAAGGCGGCGGCUAAACGAGAGCGCGUGACUGUACAAACGUCUACGGAGGGCGGAAAAAGUGAUCCAACCUGCCAAUGUUGUGGUGAAUUGCAUUAUUUGGUACGGUGCGCAAAAUUCCAGGGUUUUGGACUAAAAGAAAAGUUGGACUUUGUCAACGGAAAACGGCUAUGCAGCAACUGCUUCAAAACGGGUCACUGGGUUCGUGACUGCUCGUCAAGGUUUAGCUGCAAGACAUGUGGGAAGAAGCACAACACUUUGAUACAUCCGGGGUUUCAACCUGGUAAUGGAGGAGGCAGCAAUGGCAAAAGCGACGCAGCUAGGCCUCACGUUGCAGCAGAAACAGCGGAAGAAGAACAAAUCGAAGCAGCCGAAGGAGUCGCAGUCGGAUCAUAUAGCGUUGGAACGAAAAAGGAAAUUUUGAGUUCCAAGGUGUUCCUUUCAACAGUGGUCGUGGCGAUACGGGAUCAAAAUGGUGGUACACAGCUGACCCGAGCGUUGCUGGAUAAUGGAUCGCAGGUCAAUGUGAUGAGCGAACGACUUUGCCAAAUGCUGAAGCUUAAACGUCGAGCAAUAUGCGUUCCCAUAACAGGAGUUGGACAAUCGGAAUCGACGGCAAGACAUGCAGUGAAUACAACGGUUAAGUCCAGAGUCACCGAGUUCUCUAUUGAAUUGGAUUUCCUGGUUUUGCAGCGAGUGACAUCUGAACUUCCUUUGGUUACGAGUCCUAUCAAGCAUUGGAAUAUUCCUCAUGACCUGCAGAUGGCGGAUCCACAAUUCAACAAAAGCGGCCGCAUUGAUUUGCUACUAGGAGCGGAACAUUUCUUCAGUUUCCUGCGCGAUAGAGAGAUUGUAUCCGGACGUGAUGAAAGUCUACAGCAGAAACAGUCAGUUCGAUGUUGCACGGCAGUCACCCCAAUCGAGAGAAUCGAAGAUCUAUUGGAGAAGUUCUGGAGAGUAGAAAGCUGCGACGAUCGACCUGCAUGGUCAAAGGAGGAACAAGACUGCGAGGAGCAUUUCAAGAGUACGCAUUCCAGAGCAGCAGAUGGCCGGUAUAUCGUGCAGCUGCCGAAACAAAAUAGCUGGGACCGGAUGUUGGGAGAAUCACGAGCAACGGCGUUGGACAGGUACAAGAAAUUGGAGAAUCGGUUGGAACGGCACCCGGAUAUGAAGGAACCAUACCACGCUUUCAUGAAGGAGUACGUGGACAUGCGGCACAUGCGAAGGCUAACGACAACGGAACUGCAGGCAGAGGCCAACGGAGUAGGUCAACGGAAGGUGUUUUAUUUGCCGCACCACGCGGUGAUAAAAGAAUCAAGCACAACUACAAAAGUGCGCGUCGUAUUUGACGCAUCGGCACGUACAGACAGCGGAUACUCCCUCAACGAUGUUCUUCUGAAGGGACCUGUAAUUCAGGAUAAUCUGCUAAAUCUCCUGAUACGCUUCCGCAAGCAUGAAGUGGCGCUUGUGGGAGAUGUGGAAAAAAUGUAUCGGCAGGUACUUCAGGACGCUAAUGACACUCUUCGUCUACGGAUAUUUUUUCGCUUCACGAAGGAUGAUCCCAUAGAUGUUUACGAGUUGCUGACCGUAACGUAUGGGCUUACACCGUCAUCUUUUCUGGCAACCCGGGCACUACAACAGCUGGCUGAAGAUGAAGGAGUUGAAGGUACUAAAGCUCGCCUAGCGCUACAAAAGGAUUUUUACGUCGACGACUAUAUUGGAGGAUCCGCAAAUGUCGUCGAAACCAUCGAGCUUAGAAAAAAAUUGACAUCGUUGAUGGCCAAAGGAGGAUUUCCAAUCCGGAAAUGGUGCUCGAAUCAGCCUGAAGUCCUAUCCGGUAUUCCUGAGGACCAGUUGGCCAUACCCACUAACCGCUUAGCCCACUAUCAGCAACGGCAGCAGAUGUUCCAACGAUACUGGCAGCGUUGGAGUCAAGAGUACAUCACUGGACUUCAGGAAGCAAGUAAGAACCGUCUACCAAGCACCAUCCGUGUAGGCAGCAUCGUGAUUCUUCGGGAGGACAACUUACCACCACUUCAAUGGCCCCUAGCGAGGAUAACCGAGGUUCACCCUGGCGCAGACGGAGUUAUACGAGUGGUGACGAUCAAGACGUCUAAAGGGACCUACAGGCGUCCAGCAAACCGCAUCUGCCCGUUACCCACCGAGGAUUCUGCCGAUAUUAAUUGA
Messenger RNA from Ochlerotatus camptorhynchus, 2577 nucleotides. RefSeq lists its product as uncharacterized. Lineage: Eukaryota; Metazoa; Arthropoda; Insecta; Diptera; Culicidae. The record is from RefSeq and is a predicted model, not a curated record. Gene Ontology annotation, molecular function: zinc ion binding; nucleic acid binding. The transcript is spliced from 3 exons. Bases 1 to 2577 code for a protein of 858 amino acids.